AUGGUCACUCCCCCAGACUCCCAUGAGCAGGUGCGAGCAAGACCCGCCUAUAAACUUCCUUCCGCCGGGCUCCUUCCUUUCCUCGCGGACGCCGCUGCCGCAAGCAUGGUGAACGUACCGAAAACCCGCCGGACUUUCUGCAAGAAAUGUGGCAAACAUCAGCCCCACAAAGUCACACAGUACAAGAAGGGCAAGGAUUCUCUGUAUGCCCAGGGAAAGCGUCGUUAUGACAGGAAGCAGAGUGGUUACGGAGGUCAGACUAAGCCGAUUUUCCGGAAAAAGGCUAAAACUACAAAGAAGAUUGUGUUGAGACUUGAAUGUGUCGAGCCCAACUGCAGAUCUAAGAGAAUGCUGGCCAUUAAGAGAUGCAAGCAUUUUGAACUGGGAGGCGAUAAAAAGAGAAAGGGACAAGUGAUCCAGUUCUAAGCUUCAUCUUUUAUUAUGAAGACAGAAAUCCUGGGCUGUGACAGACUGAUGGAACAAUCCAUGUUUUAGGAGGGAAAUUAAGUAGUGUCAUGAAUAAACUCCCUGAGGGGAAAUUUGCUUA
Molecule: messenger RNA, 547 nt
Organism: Sorex araneus (European shrew)
Lineage: Eukaryota; Metazoa; Chordata; Mammalia; Eulipotyphla; Soricidae
Gene: RPL36A
Product: ribosomal protein L36a
Biological process (GO): translation
Cellular component (GO): cytosolic large ribosomal subunit; ribosome
Molecular function (GO): structural constituent of ribosome
Source: RefSeq, a predicted model, not a curated record